Molecule: messenger RNA, 927 nt
Organism: Pseudogymnoascus destructans
Lineage: Eukaryota; Fungi; Ascomycota; Leotiomycetes; Thelebolales; Thelebolaceae
Exons: 1
Coding region: 1-927 (308 amino acids)
Source: RefSeq, a predicted model, not a curated record
AUGCAUCCCUCCCAUAUCUUACACCCUGCUCCCUCUAUUCCACAUCAAACAAACCCAUCCCCCUCCGGCUUCCUCGUCAACCUCGGAUUCCAAGUCGUACUCAGCGUCUCCCUCUCCUUAUCCCUCUCCUCCUUCUCCCUACUCUUCCACCCCUUCUCCCUCUUCCCAAUCCCCUCAUCCCUCCACUUCCUCGGCGGCUUCAGCCCCAACUCCGCAUACCUCGUCCACACCUGCCGCCCCCUCUUAUACCACCUCCUCUUGCGAUCCUCCUCCUCCUCUUCAUCCGGCCGCCAAUUGCUCUUCAGGAUCCUGCGAAUAGCUUCUGGCGAGACCUCGAACUUGGCAGCGAGCACGGGGACGGUGUAUUGGUCGGGGAACUGCGCGUUGAUGGCGCGGAUGCCGGCUAGGGCGUCGGGGGAGAGGCGCUUUCGGGGGGCCCAGCCUUCGGAGAAUUUUUCUUGGAGGGCGGCUUUUUGGCUUUGCCAGGGGAGGCGGGGGGGUGGCGUCCAGUCGUCUUCUUCUUUUUUGGCAGACUUCUUGGGAAAGCGGGUAGGAGCCUCGGCUUCCUCUGUAUGCUUGGAACGGAAGUUCUUUCGAGGGGCGGGAGAAUCGUCCUGGUAUGAAUUCGUAGGAGCUUCUCUGUUGAAAGGCUUCCUGGCAAACUUGUCAGGGGUUUCCCUCCUGUUUGUGUGCCACUCAGGUGCCCGCUCCCGGUACUCGCGCUCGAUAGGUUGUUCGGCUCUUUUCGGGGUAUCUUUUACAGCCCCUGCCGCCAAUUGGUCUAUUAUAUCAGGUGUGAUUUCGAAAAAAGCCGGCGCUGGAGCAUGGCUACCCUCUUGUGAAAGCGUCGCCUUCUCGCUCUCGGAAGUGGGUGUGGUCGUAUAUGCAGAGGAUUCACCUUCCGCGUCUGUCGACCUUUGCAAGUGA